AAGACUGCCUUCCCAUUAAACUGGCUCUUCCGGUCUCCUCACGAUCUCAGCUGUCAUUAUUAUUUGCAAACAAAGAUCCCGUGCUCGGAUGUUUGCAGCUCCGCCGCCCGUCCACCCCGUUUGUCACUUGAAUCGUGCCGUUACCACCGGUUAAAAUGGGAGAAAACGGCGACACCGAGAUCAUAGAGCAUCACGUUGACGAGGAGAUGGAGAAGAAAAGGAUAUUAUUAAGAAGCCAUGGCUCUUCGUUCAUGGAGAGUGUUACACCGUCGGAGAGGGAUGGACACAGUAGCACGCAGUCUUCCCACAGGCUACUGGCAUACAGUGAUGCGCUCAUCUCAAUCAUAGCCACUGUUAUGAUAUUACCUGUUGCACAUACAAAGGUCCAAGAUAACGAGGAGUUGAAGGAGAGUCUGCAGGUUCUGCUCACCACCAAGAUAGCAGUGUACCUGAUGACCUUCCUCAUAGUGACCGUAGCAUGGGCUGCUCAUAUCAGGUUAUUUCAAGUCAUUGAACGUAUUGAUGACUGCCUUGCACUUCUCAACCUAGCUUGUAUGAUGUUGAUCACCUUUCUACCAUACACAUUCUCCCUCAUGGCAACGUUUCCUGAGAACAUCUUGGGAAUCCUCCUGUUCUGUGCCUGCGUCAUGGUGUUAGGCUUCAUUCAGGCUGUUAUAGUGGUGUACGGCUUCAGCCGUCCGUUCCUGCUCAACGACCAGAUCCAGGUGUCGGAGAACCAGGUGUUCUAUAAACAUCACAUCCUGAAGGUCAUCAUGAGGGUCCCCAUCAUGUGCUUCUUUGCUAGUAUCUUCUCAUUCAUCUUCUUCCAGAUGUCCUAUGUGAUCCUAGCCAUCGUAAUCUUCCUGCCUUACAUCUCCCAGUCUCUAAAAUGGUGCCGCAGCAAAGCUAUCGGCCAGGUGGAGGAGACGCCAGAUUCCAUGAUGUUUUAUACGUACCAUCCAAACGAACCCCUCAGCAAGGAGAGGGUGGAGGCCUUCAGCGAUGGCGUGUUCGCCAUCGUAGCUACUCUUCUCAUCUUAGACAUAUGUGAGGACAAUGUGCCUGACCCAGUGAUGGUCCAGAAACAAUAUGGUGGGAGUCUGGUGGCUGCCCUGCAGAACUACGGUCCAGAAUACCUGGCCUACUUCGGCUCCUUCGCUACUGUGGCUCUCCUCUGGUUUGUCCAUCACUCUCUCUUCCUUCACGUCACCAGGACCACUCGUUUCAUGGGCCUCCUCAACACCUUCUCUCUGGCCUUCGUAGGGGGCCUACCCUUGGCCUACCAGCUGACCCACGAGUUUCCCCGUAACUCCCGCAACGAACUGGAGGCCAUCCAGAUCAGCUGCGUCAUCAUCUUCUUUGCCGGCGUCUUCCAGCUAGCCAUCUGGGUGGCAGCGCUGUUCAGCGAACGCGAGACGCUACACCCGUAUGUGCGUUACGGCGGCCGCGAGCACGCCUUCAUGUUGGCCAAGUUGGCGCUGUACCCGUGCGUGGCCCUGGGGACUUUCUUCCUCACUUGUAUUCUCAGUAAGUUCAGCGCGUCUAUUUUCCACCUGAUGGAGAUUACGGUGCCGUUUGCUUUCCUGUUGCUGAGGCUGCUGGUCAGAGGCGGGCUGGCGCUGCUGCGGCUCAUAUUCUGCCCUGAUGGGCCGGAGACGAGGAGCGCUCUGGAGGAAGAGGAGGAAGAGGAGGCUAGGAUGCCCUUCAAUACCAUGAUCACUUAGUGGUUGUCGUUUGCUCUGGGUCUGUAUUCACAAACGUUGCAGAGUAGGAGUGCUGAUCUCGGCUCAGUUUUGACGUUUAUAUCAUAAUGUGUGUAUAUAAUGAAUAAGAUUAUAUGGACAAGCGGGUACCUGAUCCUAGAUCGGCUUUGUGAAUACAGGCUCUGGACUGGGGACGUGGUCUGUCGGACAGAUGUACAGUAGCUACAGCUGGUCUUGACCCUCUGAAGGGAACGUUUGAGGUUGAUUCCAUUUGAACUGCACAUUCAGUUUGUAUUGAUGAGUAAUUUUCUUUUCAAAUUGGUUACGUAAGUCAAGUUUAAAUGUCAAGUGAAAUGGAAUGGAAUUGGUCCCACGGUAAGGUGGUAGUUAAGGGAAAUGGCACUGAGCCAGAGAAGUGGACAGUACAACCAAUGUAAUUGACAGCCCUCCAUUUUAUAAUUUAUAAUGGUUUAUUGUUUACCGUUGAGAAUCUAGUCUGUUUGUGCCAACAUUAUACUCCAAACAUGUUUGGCAUGACAAGGCACAGGGGUCGUGUUAAGAGUUCAGAAAUCUGCAUUUUAAACCAUUUCAAUAGAGUGAUCAGGGGCGUGCAGCUAUAGUUUUCCUUCACAGUAAAUACAUUAGUCCAACACAUUAACAAAAUAGCUUCAUUUUCAUCAGAUGACAACAGAAGGUGCAAAUGCUAUUUGGCUGGCACUCAAGUAAAUGAGUUUACAAUGAAAAAGCAAGGUAUUUGUUUUUGCUAAAACGACGCAUAGCCAUCAGAUUUCAGUAGAAUGUAACCAGCUCCUAAUGUUUUUUUCUUAAAGUUAAUCAUUGUACCGGAGAAAAGUACUGGAGGAAAGUAGCUACACAGUCAGAGCUCUUGUCUUCUGAUAAAAUUGCCCUUUUGUGAAUUCUCAUCCAAGUAGAGAAGUGCAACUGAAGGACAAAAUGAGACAAUAAGUAGCAUUUUAGAACUGCGUUUCCCAAAACGCAACAAGAUAUUUCUCAUUAAAAAUGAUAUCUUUUUUUUAAAGUCAGUUUAGAACAAAUUCUUAUUUACUCAUGCGUUUUAAAAUAAAAUAAAAUGUUGGUGGGGGGGGCCGUGGUGAACAACGCAGAAUUCUGCAUUAACGUGACCCCUGAGGCAAAGCAGUGAAAUGUUAACAGACUGAAUUUCAGGCUAGUUCAUUUUGGGGGGCGGGGGGGGUUUCAUUCAUUCUGAAUAUUCAUGUCCACUUCCCAACAUGCAGAUAACAUGGAAGUCCUCAUGUGUACUGCCCGUCCAACAUUCACUCACUGCUCAUAUUGACCGAGUUUAAUCACUGUGUAGAAAUUCUACAAAUAGUUUUUUUCUUCUUUUCUAUAACAUGAAACAGUGAGUGAGCAGCAUGAAUCUGACCAACAGGGUAACUUUACUUUUUUCCCGUUCAGAAUACUAUAAUAACCGUCCAAACAGGAUUGUAAUUCACAAUGUGUUGGGUCAGCUCAUAAUAUUAAUAUUGCCCUUCUUAUUUUACACAAUGCAAAAACCUAUGCUGGGCAUUCACUACAAUACUUCUAAAAUCUGAACUUGGCUCACAUUUUCCGAUUAAAAAAAAAAUCCCUUGUCAUAAAUAUUGAAUUCCGCCCCUGUUCACCCCUAGGACGUGGGUGUUCACAUUACACCGUGAUUCUCUAGUUGAUCCUGUCCGGUGUUUUAUCCGUUGUCAUAGAAAAACAUGUCAUAACACAAACAGCUGAUUUUAUUGGAGUGCAGAAAUCGAUGGAGGCGCAGAAUAUGGACUUUAUUAAAUAAAGACAUUAAAUUGAUAGGAAGGCAGAUGUAAUAUUGUUGGAGUUCAUUUUGCAUGGCCCCGGUGCGUGGAGAUUUCACGUUAAGGACCAACGGAACGGUCUAAAAAAAAAAUGAUGAAACGCUGUUCAUCGGGUCAUGUAACACCAACUCAUUUAAAAAAGGCAGCUGUGUUUUCUCCCCAGCUCCACCAAAUCAGGCUCCCCGUCACCUCGGUCCACACCGGGCGUGUUGUUGCGUUCCUCUUCACCGUCUCUUUAGGUCUCACACGCGGCGUUCUCAUUAGCAUCAGACAUUGUCCAUCGCGUCGUAGCACUGCUCAUAUACUACAAGAUGCACGACCAACAUUUUUUUUUUUAAGACAUGUCAGAAAAUUAAAUCGGGAUAGCCGACAAAAAAGGUCUGGGGAACUGAACAGCCAACAUCCGUUGUGUCCUUGACCUCUCAAACGACGAGAAUCCCCGACGUACUGAUGAUCCUAGCCCAAGUUCAUAGGAUUAGCUUUCUUUCUGCUCAGGAGAAGUUACAUUUAUUUGAUUUACAUUUUUAAAUGAAGUUGAAAAAAGUGUUUCAGUUGUGAAUAGCUAUUCUCAUCUGUCCAGACAAUAUGUUUUACUCCUUAGACUAGAUUCAUUUCACAUUACUGGGCCAUGUAAAAUCAAACCAUAGUAUGACACAAUGAAAUGACCAAGACAUGGUUGCAGACAGUGAUUUAUUUACAAUAGAUGUGCAAUGUUACAUUAUAUUGAAAUGUAAAACUUUUUUUUUUUCUUUGCAAUAUUCUGAAUGUGACAUUUCUUUCCCUAUAAAACGGUCAGUGGUCACGGUUAUUGCUGCAAUACUGUUUUGUUGUUGAUGUUGAAAAAGCACUUUAAUUCAGAAUGCUUCAAGUGUUGUCUGCUUUAGAGCUCAAAAAAAGGAAUCAAAUGUUCUCUUUAUGCAAGACAUUAGUUCUGGGUUAUUGGUCAGCUGCUUGAAGUUCUGGGUCCAUGCGUGUUUAAAAUGAGGAGCUGAAACGGAACGAGAAGCUUCACCCAGCUCUCUUUGCAAGCUACUGCUGCUCGUUUUCUCCAUUUCCUUCCCGACAAAUUCUACAGUACCAGUUACGUUUACGUAGAUCUGUCCCAAGAGAUUAAGCUUUAUAAGUGCUGUGUCAAUCACUGCUAACACUGCAAGUCCGUUUUAAAAUCAAUAAACUGCUUUAAAAAGGC
Salmo salar (Atlantic salmon) is the source of this 4712-nucleotide messenger RNA. It is a transcript of the gene tmem175, whose product is annotated as transmembrane protein 175. Lineage: Eukaryota; Metazoa; Chordata; Actinopteri; Salmoniformes; Salmonidae. The record is from RefSeq and is a predicted model, not a curated record. Gene Ontology annotation, molecular function: potassium channel activity; proton channel activity.